This is a messenger RNA of Protobothrops mucrosquamatus (brown spotted pit viper), 377 nucleotides long. Its product is annotated as protein PRR14L-like. NCBI's taxonomy places the organism in Eukaryota, Metazoa, Chordata, Lepidosauria, Squamata, Viperidae. The transcript has 3 exons. The record is from RefSeq and is a predicted model, not a curated record. Bases 1 to 375 code for a protein of 124 amino acids.
AUGGGGCUUCCCAGGCCAAAGAGGUUAAAGAAGACGGAAUUCAGCUUGGAGGAAAUAUAUACCAAUCAGAAUUACAAAUCGCCCCCGGCAACCAGGUGCCUGGAAACCAUUUUUGAAGAGCCAAAAGAGAAAAAUGGGUCUUUGAUCUCUAUCAGCCAGCAGAAGAGAAAACGGAUUUUGGAGUUCCAGGACUUCACCGUUCCCCGGAAGAGGAGGGCUCGCAGCAGAGUCCGGGUGACGGGUGGCUACACUCGGGCGCAGAAGGCGGCCAUGGAAGGGAGAGAACUUGACAUCCUUCUCAUUCAGAAACUGACCGACCUUGAGACGUUCUUUGCCAAGGAGGAGACAAAGGAACAAGCCUCAUUGUGUAGUUGAGU